GCGGAGCGAGCGUGGUCCGCCCGCGGUCUCUCUUUAGCUGAGCCGUCGAAGAGCUUUCGCUACUAGGCGUUGCCUCGUCAUGAAGCAUUUUAUUAAUUCGGACAUCUGAGGGGGUCGUAGAGCCUCAUCUGCCACCUCAUAGAUGCCUCGUUCCGUUGCAUGGAGGAGCAAAAUGUUGAUGAGAUAUCGGAUUGCUAGUGACUGAGAAGAACAAGGGUCCAGCCUUCAAGAUGAGAACCAACAAGGUCUACAAGCUUGUCAUACACAAGAAGGGCUUUGGAAGCAGCGAUGACGAACUGGUGGUGAAUCCCAAAGUGUUUCUGCAGAUCAAGCUGGGAGAUAUUGUGGAAAUUGCACACCCCAAUGAUGAGUACAGUCCUCUGCUUCUGCAAGUGAAGUCACUGAAGGAAGAUUUACAGAAGGAAACCAUAAGCGUCGAUCAGACAGUGGCCCAGGUGUUCCGACUGCGACCCUACCAGGACGUCCACGUGAACGUUGUUGACCCAAAGGAGGUUACCCUUGAUUUAGUGGAGCUGACAUUCAAGGACCAGUACAUCGGGCGAGGGGACAUGUGGCGGCUGAAGAAGAGCUUGGUUGGCACAUGUGCUUAUAUCACACAAAAAGUAGAAUUUGCAGGUAUCCGGGCUCAGGCUGGCGAACUGUGGGUUAAAAGUGAGAAGGUCACAUGUGGCUACAUCAGCGAGGACACCCGGGUGGUGUUCCGCUCAACGUCUGCCAUGGUUUAUAUCUUCAUUCAGAUGAGCUGUGAAAUGUGGGAUUUUGACAUCUACGGGGACCUUUACUUUGAGAAGGCUGUCAAUGGCUUCCUUGCUGAUCUUUUCACCAAGUGGAAGGAGAAGAACUGCAGCCAUGAAGUGACUGUAAUCCUCUUUUCCAGAACGUUCUAUGAUGCAACGUCCCCCAGUAAGUACCUGCAACAAAUGCUCCUCUUCCUACCUGCCCCUGCCCUUUGCCUCGCGCCCUGGAUGGUUAUAGCCUACAGCUGUUGA
Varanus komodoensis (Komodo dragon) is the source of this 1010-nucleotide messenger RNA. Its product is annotated as GATOR complex protein DEPDC5-like. Gene Ontology annotation, cellular component: lysosomal membrane; GATOR1 complex. NCBI's taxonomy places the organism in Eukaryota, Metazoa, Chordata, Lepidosauria, Squamata, Varanidae. Bases 231 to 1010 code for a protein of 259 amino acids. Gene Ontology annotation, molecular function: GTPase activator activity. The transcript is spliced from 13 exons. The record is from RefSeq and is a predicted model, not a curated record. Gene Ontology annotation, biological process: positive regulation of autophagy; cellular response to amino acid starvation; negative regulation of TORC1 signaling.